CUGAUGGAGAAGUGUGGUAAAGUUCAGCAGAAGGUUUCUUGUAUAUUUGAGACACAUGUAAUUGAUGAACCAGCUAGUAAGAGGAAGUUUCAAGGCUAUAAAGUGAUUGCAACUGAUGUAAUCAAAAGUGCAGCAAUUGCAAGCAGCAUAACCGAAUCAACAGCUACUGAAAAGCUGGACGGGACAUGUGUAUAUAUUGCAGAAUGGCAGGGUCUACCUUGGCUUUGGGCUCGUUUAGACAGAAAACCAAACAAAGCUGGAGAUAAAAGAUUCAAACAAUUCCAGUUUCUUCAUCAAAAGUGGGAACAAGGACCAAAAGAUAUACCUGAACCCACAUUUGAGUGGAACAUUGAAAAAGAUUUCAAAGAGGUUCCAGAUCAUUGGAGGCCAGCUUCUGAUGUAAAUCUGGUAAAUGGCCAACCUCAACCAGACAAAAGUAGACACAUUCCAGGUUGGGUUCCCUUGGAAAAGAAAUCAAGACAGUACUGUUGGCAUGAGUCUGCUGUGGACUUAGACAGAGGGCUUGGGUUGUUUUUAAUGCAGAAAGAGGGUUGUCCACAGUGUCUUCAGAUACAAGCUUUGCCUCUACGAAGUGCCCUUGGUCACACAGCGGAGCUGAUAGGAACACAUAUUAAUGGAAAUGCCUACAGUAUCGGCAGCAAAAGAAAUCCUCUCCACUUUCUGGUGAUUCAUGGUUCGAUACCUCUCUCAGAUCCCCCUGAAAUUUCUCUCACAGAGAUCCAGAACUGGUUCUCCUCUACACAGGAGGGUCUUGUUGAGGGUGUGGUCUGGCACUGUCAAAAUGGAAAACUGUUUAAAAUUCAUAGACACCAUCUAAAUUUACCAUGGCCACUGAAAGACACAACCCCAAUUUUUUCUCAGAGAAGAGUGGAAAUUCUGGUAGACAGUUCUAAUUUUGAAUCAGAUGAAAAUGUUAAUACUGCGUUUCAGAAACUGAGUAGAAUUUUCAACAAGAAAUGUGAUUCUAUAUUAGACUUGGAUCAGCUGUUAGACAGUGAUGGGGAAAAAUGAAAAUAAAUGUACAUGUAAAAUAAAUUUUCAUCACUUUU
Messenger RNA from Saccostrea echinata, 1070 nucleotides. RefSeq names its product RNA ligase 1-like. Gene Ontology annotation, molecular function: RNA ligase (ATP) activity. Gene Ontology annotation, biological process: response to reactive oxygen species. The coding region runs from base 4 to 1032 and encodes 342 amino acids. Lineage: Eukaryota; Metazoa; Mollusca; Bivalvia; Ostreida; Ostreidae. The transcript is spliced from 7 exons. The record is from RefSeq and is a predicted model, not a curated record.